UUUUCAUUUUAAAUUAAAAUCAUACACAUAAAUUUAUUUUUUACUUUCUUCCCGCCAUAGACAAGAGAGCAGAAGAAAGAUGACGUCACCAUUUUCAUGGAUCAAAGCAGACGAGACAGCAAAAGAAGCACUCGUCAGAAUCCUCACGGAACGGCCACUAGUCCAAUUGCCGGCGCCACUGCACCGGCUGCCCCUCCGCGUCGGCAACGUAGUGGAAAUCGUGGGGCCCUCUCCUUCAGCCAAAACCCUAAUCCUUAUCCAGGCUGCGAUAAAUUGUAUUUUGCCUAAAGAGUGGAAGGGUGUGCAAUAUGGCGGGCUGGACCGCUCUGUGUAUUUCAUUGAUUUGGAGUGUCGGUUUGAUGUUUACAGCAUCGCACAAGCGUUGGAACGGCGAAUUAUUAGGGCUAAUGGAUCGAGAAGUAAGCGCAACGAGGACGGAUAUGACAAGGAAUUGUUUGCAGCAUGCAUGGGUCGAUUUUUGUAUACGCGAUGUUACAAUAGUUUCGAAUUUCUUGCUACUCUCAAGACAUUGCAUUUUCAGCUUCGGAAAGAGAAGGAAAAGCAAACUAGUGCUGUUUAUAUGCUUAUGAUCGACAGUAUCGGAGCUUUUUACUGGAUGGAUCGUGCUUUACCAUCUUCAUCAUCAGGGAGCAACAAUAGGAAAAGUAUCUCUCUUCAGACUGUGGCAGAAACUAUAGUUCAUGAGAUUCAGAGGCUUGUUUUGAUGCAUCCGAUGAUCGUUUUAGCUACCAAAUCAGCUACAUUUGGCGAUAAGCAAUCUACGAAUGAAUUGAUAAGAUAUUCAGGUAAAAGAUCCAACGAAAAGGUAUCGGAUUCAAGAUUUCCUCAGAAUCUACCGUAUCGUGACUACAUGCCGUCAGCAUGGCAGUCCUUUGUUUCACACAGGAUACUUUUUCGAGCUUCAGACAGCGAAAGCAGACAUCAAAAGCGUUCGACUUUUUUCACAGAAUGGCUGUUGCCAUCACUCAAAUUCUCAGACAAGUUUAUAGUAACUGAUGAUGGUCUCAUAGAAAUUUUAUGAAGUAGAUGCAGAAUCUGGAUUCUGGACCAAUACAAGUGGAUAAGCAGAUUGUUCCAAGAUGCAGAAUCACUUCUCUUAUAAUCGAGCUUUUUAUUUGGUGUAACUUAAAACGAGUAACAAACUACUAAAGAUUCAAUAAAGAAAACGACAUAUUCGUUUCUGUCAAAAAAAAAUCUGCAACCAAAAUAAUCAA
Molecule: messenger RNA, 1235 nt
Organism: Erythranthe guttata (spotted monkey flower)
Lineage: Eukaryota; Viridiplantae; Streptophyta; Magnoliopsida; Lamiales; Phrymaceae
Gene: XRCC2
Product: homolog of X-ray repair cross complementing 2 (XRCC2)
Biological process (GO): double-strand break repair via homologous recombination
Cellular component (GO): replication fork; Rad51B-Rad51C-Rad51D-XRCC2 complex
Source: RefSeq, a predicted model, not a curated record